UAUCAGCAUUCAGUGAGACCAUUAAACCGUUCUCUGCUUCAAGCAACUCUCCCACAAUUCUCUAGGUUGCACAAUGAAAACAUUACGACACAGCCUCAUGAUCGGGCUUGCCUGUCAUGUGAUUGGCUGCGUCGCUGCUUGCUUCAAGGGAAGGAAGGCACUGGAAAAAAGAAAAGAAAAAAAACAAACAUUGGUUGCGGAAUGUGAUCUCUUUAAUUUCCCCUUUUUGCCUUAAUCUAUGAUUGCCAUCAAUCUUAUCUGCUGAUAAGCUUUUUCCUAGUGUUUGCUGUGCGCGCCUGUGUCCGUGUGUGUGCAUGGAUAUCUAUUUAAAAGGAUCAGGCACAAGAGUAAUAAUCGAGUCGAGGUCGUAGUACAUUAGCUGUAAUAAUGGUUCGUCUCACUGUAUGUUUCCUGGUUGCGUUUGCAGCUCUGGGAUCGUUUACGUCGGAAGCAGCUGUAAGGCGGCCGCUGAAUAUCAUUCCAUGGAGACUCACCACGGUUAAUGGUUUCUCCUGGUCUAACUGUGACGCAAAAAGCCUACCUGGCAAAAUCAACAGCCUUUCGGUCAGCCCAGACCCAAUCAACAUCCCUGGUGAUGUGUCCCUCUCUGCAGUCCUAUCCACUAAAGUGCCCGUGGCAUCCCCCCUCAAGAUCACCAUUAGUGCUGAGAAGGAGCUGCUGGGAGAAUGGAUAAAAGUUCCCUGCAUUGAUAAUUUAGGCAGCUGUUCUUACGAUGACGCCUGUGAUAUCCUGGACUCUCUAAUUCAACCAGGACAGGAAUGCCCCGAGCCUCUGCGCACCUAUGGCCUGCCCUGCCGCUGCCCAUUCAAAGCAGGAUCUUACUCUCUUCCCGGCACCACUAUUAAAAUACCAAAUCUGUCUCUCCCAUCUUGGCUUGCUACUGGCAACUACCGUUUGACUGGAGUCAUGAGCCAUGGCGAUGAAGAGAUCGGCUGUGCCAAGUUCACUUUCUCUUUGGAGAGCUCUUCCUCCUGGUGGUGGUAAAGCAACCCCCCACCCCAAUAUCCAGAAGAGGACGUAGAAGAUUCAUAUUCCCAAAUGAUUAACCUCGACCCUCUUUUGUCAAUAACCAGCACAUCCUUGUUGUAGAGUAACAGAUUCAUUUAAAAAACAGGAUUAUGUGUGGAUGGAUUGUUAUUAUUAUUAAAUUUUUUUAGCCUAUUUGGUUGUGUUGGGUACCCUUCUGGUACUCAAGUGGCUCAUGGCAAUAAGUCUACUCACUGUCACAAUUUCGUUACGCUGCUAAAAUUCUAAUUUUCUGAUUUUAACCUGACCCUUAUGUAAAAGGGAAAAACGUUUUUAAAUAAUGACAAAAAAGUGUAAAAUAAAGCUUUUCAUCCAUUUUCCAUCA
Molecule: messenger RNA, 1372 nt
Organism: Spea bombifrons (plains spadefoot toad)
Lineage: Eukaryota; Metazoa; Chordata; Amphibia; Anura; Pelobatidae
Gene: GM2A
Product: ganglioside GM2 activator
Exons: 4
Coding region: 388-1005 (205 amino acids)
Biological process (GO): ganglioside catabolic process; lipid transport
Cellular component (GO): cytoplasmic side of plasma membrane
Molecular function (GO): lipid carrier activity; enzyme activator activity
Source: RefSeq, a predicted model, not a curated record